GUAAACUCACCAAAAUCUCUUUCCUCUUUCUCGCUCUGUUCUAGAAUUUUCCUUUUCCUUUUCCUCUAUUUUCUCGGAGAUUUUCUCAGUUGCCAAACACCGACAGAAUCUUCUCUUUCCGAUCGUGAUCCCGCCGAUUCGCAAAUUCUCGCUCAGAUUCUCCACACUGAUUCCGCCUUCCAAUUUCGCAAGCUGCAUGAACUGGUGCGAGAAGCUGGAUUCAUCAUCGAACUUGAAUUUGAAUCACAAUCACUUGGCUGUUGUUGUUGUUACCUGUUUGUUGUUGAAUUUUUUCCUCCAUUUUUCGCUCCAAACCCAAUCUCUCUCAAGUAACAAUAAUCGAGAAUUUUAUGGAGUCGAGAAUUAAGAGAAAUCCCCAAUUAACCAGAGCUCCUUGCUAUGGGAAUGUUAGCAGGCAGCAGGAGAGGACACCAUCCGUCAUUGUCAUUGGUGGAGGCAUGGCUGGGAUUGCGGCUGCUCGUGCGCUUCAAGAUGCUUCAUUUCAGGUUGUUCUAUUAGAGUCAAGGGAAAGACUUGGUGGCCGAAUUCACACCGAUUACUCAUUUGGCUUUCCUGUUGACCUGGGAGCAUCAUGGUUGCAUGGAGUUUCCAAUGAGAAUCCACUGGCUUCAGUGAUUGGGAGGCUGGGGCUACCCCUUUAUCGUACUAGUGGGGAUAACUCCGUGCUCUAUGACCAUGAUUUGGAAAGCUAUGCCCUUUUUGAUAUGGAUGGGAAUCAAGUUCCCCAAGAGUUGGUAACUAAAGUUGGUGAAAUAUUCGAGAAUAUUUUGCAGGAGACAGAUAAAGUAAGAAAGGAAUCUGAUGAAGACAUAUCCAUACAUCGUGGUCUUUCUAUUGUUUUUGAAAGGAAGCCUGAAUUGAGGUUGGAAGGGCUUUCCCAUAAGGUGCUUCAGUGGUAUCUAUGCAGAAUGGAGGGCUGGUUUGCUGCAGACUCUGAUACAAUUUCACUGAAAGGUUGGGAUCAGGAGGUACUGCUCGCUGGUGGUCAUGGUCUGAUGGUCAGGGGCUACUUGCCUGUCAUAAAUACCCUAGCCAAGGGUCUUGAUAUUCGCCUAGGGCACAGGGUCACAAAAAUAGUUAGGCGACAUAAUGGAGUAAAGGUGACAGUGGAAAGUGGUAAAACAUUUGUUGCUGAUGCUGCUGUUGUUGCUGUCCCUCUUGGGGUGCUUAAAGCGGGGACCAUAGUAUUUGAGCCAAAGCUCCCGGAAUGGAAGGAAGCAGCAAUUGCUGAUCUCGGGAUCGGACUUGAGAAUAAAAUCGUUUUACACUUUGAAAAUGUUUUUUGGCCUAAUGUGGAGUUCUUGGGAGUAGUUGCAGAUACAUCUUAUGGAUGCAGCUACUUCCUUAAUCUCCACAAGGCUGCAGGUCAUCCUGUUCUUGUUUAUAUGCCUUCUGGACAGCUGGCCAAAGACAUUCAGAAAAUGGCUGAUGAAGCAGCUGCUAACUUUGCUUUCUUACAGCUGAAGAAGAUCCUUCCUGAUGCUACAUCACCGAUUCAGUAUCUUGUGUCUCGGUGGGGCUCAGAUAUAAAUUCACUAGGUUCAUAUAGCUAUGACGCAGUAGGUAAACCCCAUGAACUGUAUGAGAGGCUAAGGGUUCCAGUAGAUAACUUGUUCUUUGCAGGGGAAGCAACAAGUAUGAGCUAUCCUGGUUCUGUUCAUGGUGCAUACUCCACUGGAAUGAUGGCUGCUGAAGAUUGCAGGAUGCGGGUGCUGGAGCGGUAUGGGGAGCUAGAUCUGUUGCAUCCAGCGAUGGGAGAGGAGGCUACCUUGUCCAUCCCACUUCAGAUCUCUCGUAUGUAAUGCUUACAUCGUCGGAUCACACUUCCUCUCCUAAUGGAUAGCAUCCCAUGUUUAACUCUUCAUUAGGAUCUGGUGUUUGUUUCGGCGAUGGUCUGUAUGUAUUAGCGGUCGUAUUAAGUCGUACACGUUCCUAGCUAAUGUUAUGAAGAACUAGUGAUGUGAAUAUUCAUACUUCUUGAGGGCGUUGGCACCUCUAGAGUUUGAAUGAUCUUCUCUGUAAAUGUCAGUCUGAAGUCUAUGAAAACAUCCUGUAACAAUUGGGGUGGUUUCCUAUUAAACUUUCCCUAUGUGGAAAUUGAUCAAAUGAUUAAUGUCUUUUUUUACGACAA
This is a messenger RNA of Lotus japonicus, 2152 nucleotides long. Its product is annotated as polyamine oxidase 2-like. Gene Ontology annotation, cellular component: peroxisome. Gene Ontology annotation, molecular function: polyamine oxidase activity. The record is from RefSeq and is a predicted model, not a curated record. The transcript is spliced from 10 exons. Gene Ontology annotation, biological process: polyamine catabolic process. Lineage: Eukaryota; Viridiplantae; Streptophyta; Magnoliopsida; Fabales; Fabaceae. Bases 351 to 1823 code for a protein of 490 amino acids.